Molecule: messenger RNA, 1468 nt
Organism: Glycine soja
Lineage: Eukaryota; Viridiplantae; Streptophyta; Magnoliopsida; Fabales; Fabaceae
Exons: 2
Coding region: 86-1183 (365 amino acids)
Source: RefSeq, a predicted model, not a curated record
CCACCUACCACACUAUAUUGAUCGACCCCAUUUUGUUCAUCAGCAACACAAUGUACAACCACCAGUCGGUGUACUCGAGGUUGGCAUGACCUUCGAUGACAAAUCACAAUGUAUUCGAGCAAUCAAAGAAUACAACAUCAGAAAUCAUUUUGAUUGCAGAACAAUUUACUCUGACCAAAGAAGGCUACACUUCGUCUGCAAGUUACAUGAAAAUGGUUGUACAUGGAGCUUGGGCGCAUGCAAUUCAAAGAGGCAUAACAAAUGGAUUAUCAAGAGUAUCAGAGGUCAUCACACUUGUCUCGUGCCGAUGCUUAGACAAGAUCAUCGCCAACUCGACAAACACGUCAUAGCACAGAUCAUCCAACCAAUUGUCAAAACAAACCCAACUGUCUCCAUCAAGACAUUGAUUGCAGAGAUCAAAACGUUCAUGAAUUAUACCCCAUCCUACAAGAAGACAUGGUUAGCAAAGCAAAAAGCAUUGGAGAUGAUUCAUGGAAACUGGGAAGAAUCAUAUGCCAAACUGCCAAAACUUUUCGGAGCUUUGCAAUCUUGUGUUCCCGGGACUGUGGUCGCUGCUCAAACAGAAUCCUUGUAUGAGGGGGGAGAAAUAGUACCGGGCAAAAGAUUGUUUAAACGUGUCUUUUGGUCAUUUGGUCCAUGCAUUAAUGGUUUUGCAUAUUGCAAACCCAUUGUACAAGUAGAUGGUACAUGGCUUUACGGAAAGUAUACUGGCACACUGUUGAUAGCUACCGCACAAGAUGGAGCUAACCAUAUCUUCCCGAUUGCCUAUGCCAUUGUAGAAGGGGAGACAACUUCAGCUUGGGGGUUUUUUCUAAAGAAUUUGAGAAGACAUGUUACUCCGCAAAUUAACAUUUCUCUUAUUUCAGACCGACACCCCUCAAUUAUAAGUGCCUACAACAACCCAAGUAACUUAUGGGUCCAGGACACAUCCCAUUUCUUUUGCCUGCGCCACAUUGCACAAAACUUUCUUCGUGGUAACUCAAACUGCAAACAUUUAAAGAAACCACUUAUGUUGGCUGGGUACGCAUACACGGAGAAGAUGCACUGGCAACAUCUUGGGGAUAUCGUGCGAAUAAGCCAAGUGCAGCUGAAUGGCUUGAUCAAUUACCCAAACAAAAAUGGGUACAAUGCUUUGAUGAGGGGAAACGUUGGGGACAUAUGACUACCAAUUUGUCGGAGUCUGUUAAUUUCAUGUUCAAAAACACAAGACAUUUGCCGGUGUCAUCAUUGGUUGAGGAGACCUAUUUCAAGACCGCACAACUCUUUGCUAAUAGAGGUCGACAAACUCAGGCAAUGAUCAACUCCGGCUCACAGUAUUCUGAAGUCGUCUUCGAUGCAAUCAAUAGUGGUCAACAAGAAUCUAAUACACACAUUGUAAAUGAAUUCGACAGACACAAUCACACUUUUAUUAUAACCGAGACUCAAUCCCCACUUGAAACACCCAAAC